CAAAUCCGAGCGUAAUCAUUUGUGACAAGAUUAGAAAGCGAUAAAAUCCCUCUGGCUGCCCUUCUCCACUCUUGGUCCAAUUGCACCGGAAGCUCGAAGCCAUGGCUUCUGCUAUGUCUCUCUCCUCCAUGAGCUUUCUGUCUCUCCGCUCCUAUCGGUCCUUCUCCUCCUCUUCCUACUUCGCCUCCAUACCCCCUACCUCCUCCUUCCUCCUCAGACCCCUAAACUUCAGGCCCACUCCCCUCCGCCUAUACGCAACGACUCAGCCGCCAUCCGCCACAGCGUCCAAGGGGGACCUAGAAACCACUUUCUUCUACAACGUUGAACCAAGUGAAGUUGUCAACUUCGACCCCCCGGAACGGCCUGAGGGUUACGUGCCCCCACCGGCGUUCGACGAGCUACCUCCGGAAACUGAGGAGGAGAUUGCCGUCGCGUACGAGGAGAUAUACGGGCCGGCCUACAGCGGAGAGAGUGUGCUCGGGAAUGACAUUUAUGUCAUGGACUCCAAAUUGAAAAAGACCAGCAGUCUUCUAGGGAGAAAGAAGAGGGAAAAGGUGACUGAUGGGUUCGAAGAGAGAGUGGUGCAGGUGAGAAGGGUGACCAAAGUGGUGAAGGGAGGGAAGAAGAUGUCGUUUCGGGCGAUUGUUGUGGUGGGGAACAAGGAGGGGCAGGUGGGGGUUGGGGUCGGGAAGGCCAAGGAGGUGGUGGAUGCAAUUGUCAAGUCGUCGACCAAUGCGCGGAGAAAUAUUGUUACUGUGCCGAUGACCAAGUACUUGACAUUUCCUCACAGAUCUGAUGGAGAUUAUGGAGCAGCUAAGGUGAUGUUGAGGCCAGCUUCACCCGGCACCGGCGUCAUCGCCGGAGGAGCGGUGCGGGUUGUGCUAGAAAUGGCUGGAGUAGAGAAUGCUCUUGGAAAGCAGAUUGGCAGCAAGAAUGCCCUCAACAAUGCCCGGGCUACAGUCAUUGCUGUCCAGAAGAUGAGGCAGUUCAGAGAUGUUGCUCGGGAACGUGGAAUUCCCAUGGAAGAACUGUGGAAAUAAUGUACAAUUUUACUUCAUUUUUUUUAUGCUGGUAUGUUAAUCUGUCACCGACAGUUUUUGUUUCAGUCAUAUUGUUACUUCUGCUUCUUUUUCCCUGAGAAACUUUUCUUUUGCUUAUCCCCUGCUGUUGAAAUUUUCUCUCGUUGGAACAAUAUGAAUGUCCGUUUGUACAAUUUUCAAUUGGCAAUGAUUUUAUAUUUUAAUUUUAAUUGAU
Molecule: messenger RNA, 1254 nt
Organism: Dendrobium catenatum
Lineage: Eukaryota; Viridiplantae; Streptophyta; Magnoliopsida; Asparagales; Orchidaceae
Product: 30S ribosomal protein S5, chloroplastic
Exons: 2
Coding region: 102-1040 (312 amino acids)
Biological process (GO): translation
Cellular component (GO): small ribosomal subunit; ribosome
Molecular function (GO): RNA binding; structural constituent of ribosome
Source: RefSeq, a predicted model, not a curated record